Messenger RNA from Phalacrocorax carbo (great cormorant), 1301 nucleotides. The record is from RefSeq and is a predicted model, not a curated record. Lineage: Eukaryota; Metazoa; Chordata; Aves; Suliformes; Phalacrocoracidae.
AUGUCGCCCUUCGCCUUUCCUGUCACACCCAAGAUGGCGGCCGCCCGGCAGCCGAGCGUGCCGCCAUCUAUGUGCGCCUCCGUCGCACCCGGCACGGCGGAGGCUUGCUGCCCCGCUUCCCCAGCGGCGGCGGCUGCCGUACCCAAGCGCCACGGGGCGGUGGGACCGGCGGGACGGGCUCCGGAGCUGAACGGGCGGCGAGGCGAGAAGGGCGAUGAGGAGCGGAACGGCGGCGCCGCGGCCGCCCGCGGGCGCUGGGAGUGGGGGCAGCCCACAGCGGCGGCCACCCUUCUGGCGCGGUGCCUGGCGGCGGGCGUUGUUAGCCAGGAGACGUUGGAAUUAACCUGUAGAAAAGCCCCAUGCUUUGUGAAAUUCUCAGAGAUGGAAAAAAUGGCAAACAUUCAAGCUGAAAUCAGUGAGAAGAAACUGAAAGCUGAAAUUCUGCAGCUGGAGAAGGAGACAGCAGACAUUGCUCACCCGUUUUACUUAGGCGAAAAAUGCCAGAUUUUGCAAGAUAUGAACAGUCACUUGGAAGCUGUACUGAAAGAGAAGAGGGCUCUUAGGAAGAGGUUGAUAGAGCCCAGAUGUCAAGACACCCUGCCUAUUGAGGUUACUUUUCACAAGUAUUUAGUAGAGUUGUUGACUGAGGCUGUGACUUUCACUGGGAAUCUUGAAAGCCAUUUGCAGACCGUAAGAAGCAUCCCUCAGAUACCGAACAUAAUAAAGAAUAUGGACAUUGCUUUGACAAAAAUCGAGUUGCUUGCAAUGGAGUUGGAGGAGCUGACAGAGCAAAUACUGAAAUGGAGAGAACUGCAAAAAGAAGUGUAUUCUGAUAGCAUCUGCAACACUGCUGAAUUGGACUUUGGCUUAUCUUUAACCUAACAAAUAAUUUUCUUCAAAUAGGAUGGCUAUUCAAAGAACUACCUCUUUACGCUCUUGGGUGAAAAAUACAACAUAGUUGUGCUUUAAUCCAAUAGGGAUUUUGUAGGUAGUUAUAUUUCUGUUCUUACGUUGCAGUUCUUCAAUUAUUAAAAACAAACAAAAAACCCAAAACAGCAAAACCAGCAAGGACAGUGAGCAGUAGUUCAUAGGAAGACAGGCUACUGAGAAGACUGUUCAGGAGUUUCUUUUCGAAGUAGUUGGACAGGAUUCCCUUGGAGCCUGUAUCAUCAGUGUAAAUUUGUUUUUAUAUUUCUUAUGCACUUGCUAGAGUUUCUCUAUUCGUUUUUAUAAGCGUCUUGAUAAAAUGGUGUAUUUUGUAUGCCACUACGAAACUGCAAUAAAAGCACUAGAAUUAAAGA